This is a messenger RNA of Onthophagus taurus, 627 nucleotides long. The record is from RefSeq and is a predicted model, not a curated record. Lineage: Eukaryota; Metazoa; Arthropoda; Insecta; Coleoptera; Scarabaeidae.
AUGGCUGAUCUACCGUCGAUGAGGGUUUCUCAACUUCGAGCGUUUUCCCAAGUGGCAGUGGAUUUUGCAGGUCUAAUUUACACCAUCAUUAGUCGAACUCGCGGAGCUAGAUCGGUGAAAUCAGACUUUUGUAUUUUUAUAUGUUUAGCUACUAAGGCUAUGCAUUUAGAAUUAGUUUCAGCUCUCACCACGGAAGCUUUCUUAGCAGCCCUGCGACGGUUCACUUCCAGACGAGGCAAGUGUUCAUUGAUCAUUUCCGACCAGGGCACAAACUUUAUCGGAGCGUCCAAUUAUCUACAGAAAAUGGCAGAAGCGGCUGGUGCUCAAUUGGAGUUGGAAUGGAAAUUUAACCCACCUGGUGCUCCACAUUUUAACGGUUUCGCAGAAGCAGGGGUUAAAUCUGUUAAACAUCAUUUAUUGCGAGUGGUUGGAGAUCAGAAACUUACGUUUGAGGAGGUUUACACCGUGUUAACACAGAUGGAAGCCGUUCUCAAUUCCAGGCCCCUUGCAGCAUUAUCGAACGAUCCCAACGAUUUACAGUCAUUAACCCCUGCACAUUUUUUGUGUUUGGAACCUAUAAAUUCAUCUGUUUUAGAUCCCGAUUUCACGCAGGUAGUAAUCGAUUAA